AAAAGUAUGCACAGAAGCUGUCAAAUACAGCUUCAAGAGUUUGUGUAUGCUUUUCCAAGCAACUGUCAUAGGGCCAUCAUGCCCUUUAUUUGUCUUCAAUAUUUGUUCUUCCUUCUACUUUGAUGGGGUUUUCCAGCCUGCUCUAACUUCCCUGCAAACAUGUACAACAAACACACAAUGUCUGGCAUGUUUUCCCCACCAGUGGCAGCAACCAGCGGUCAGCAGCUUUUAUUUACCAUGACCUCACAACAGGCCAUUUCAUUGCUUUCAGCAGGUAUCUUCAAACACAGCCUAGUUAUUUAAAGAGGAUUCUAAAAUCAUGCACAAAAUUUCAUCCGUUUUAGUCUUGGCGGUUGCAUAUCAUAAUAUUCUGAAAAAGCAAAUGCAAAUGGGCUUGGGACAAUUAAUGAAAAGUUUCCAGUAAUAGUUAGAAUUGGACUAGCCUGUAUCAAAUAAUAUUUAUUAACUUGUUACCUAGAGACAUUAAUCAAAAUGUGGCUGCGUAUAUUUUUGGUCGUGGUUUUAUCUGUAAUGUCAUACUCCUAUGACUACUACUACUAUGAUCCUACAAUUUGUGAGAAUGUUCAGCCAGGACUAUGGGUCCGUGACACUGUGGACUGCACUAUAGCCCAUCAGUGUGGCUUUGACAUGGAAGUGAUUCAAUCCAUUCAGUGUAACUCCAGUCAAGUCUGGUCCAAGCUAGCCUCUGCCUGUGUGUGGGAAUGGGAUCCAGACAGAGAUGACUGCAAUGGCCGACCACAGCUAUCUAUAUCUAGUGACCCAAGAUGUGUUAAAAAAACUGGUAACAACCCCCACCCAGAGGACUGCUCUAAGUUCCUCUCAUGUUCCAAUGGGACAAUGGUUGCAGAACAACGCUGUUCAGAUGGAACACUGUAUUGGCCUAGAAAUGAAACCUGUGAAUUUGCAGAGUCUGUGGCCUAUGACUGUGGUCAGAGAAAGAUACCCAUGUCCAUUCCGAUUUAUGAAGAAGAUCCACUUUGCAAGCUGAAUGGUCAAGUGCCGGAUCCAUCAAGCUGUCGUCAUUUUAUCCAAUGCCUUCAUGGCAAGAGAGUGCAAAGAAUACAGUGUCCUCGUGGCACAGCAUUCUCCGAUAAAACACGCCAGUGUGAAUGGUAUGAAGAGGUGCGCUGUGGCAGCAGGGUUGUUUAAAACCAAACAGAAUUUCCCCCUGAUCAUGUUCAUCAACUCCAGAAAGCUUGGCCCUCACAAUAGUGCUUGUGUUUUGAUAACCUUUGUUACUGAACUCAUUUGUACUUACUAGACAAAGUGUGAAGAUGUACUUUGAUUUAGUGGUUAUAAAACUUCAUAAUUAGAACAUUGAUACUGUUUACAUCUUAGCUGAUGCAUUACUUCAUUUCACAGCCUCUUAGAGUCAUCUAAAGUGUUCACAGUCUUAAUUUUUUGUUUGCAUGUAAUUAUAUACUCUGUAUUCUUUAAGUAACUAGACAACAUAACAAAGAUUUAUGAAUUAAAUAAAACAGUUUAUUUUCUCUUAAUAUUCCCAUAGUUAUUUACUAUAGGAAUAUGACAUCACCAUUGAAGUAUUGCUGCUGUACCAUAUGUUUCCUAUCAUAAAUGCAUGAUAUGUAGAAUAAAAACCAAAAACACUU
Molecule: messenger RNA, 1631 nt
Organism: Physella acuta
Lineage: Eukaryota; Metazoa; Mollusca; Gastropoda; Physidae
Product: protein obstructor-E-like
Cellular component (GO): extracellular region
Molecular function (GO): chitin binding
Source: RefSeq, a predicted model, not a curated record